AUGACUUCUCAAAAUGCUGGGCUGUCGCGUUCGAUCGCUGAAAACAAGACUCUUAACCUCGACAGUCUACUCAUGUCUAUGCCACGGCGCGUCCUCCGGCAAAUAGCUUCUUACCUUGCCUCAUCGGGCUACCUGGAAAUAUUCAGACUCAACAAACGUCUGUCAUUGCAGCUCGAGAAUAUCCUAUUUCAAUGCGGGACCUACCAGAUUCAUAGUGGACCCGCAAAUUACGUGAAUCAUGCUCCAGCAUUGACAGCCGAGCAGCUGCGCAGGGUCAAGUAUUUCAGCUUCGAUGUUUUCCAUGUAGCACCUCAGAGGCUUCUGCAACGACCUGGCGACGAAGUCCCCGACCCACAACACACAACUGGUGGCCUUCUUUAUACUGGCGAGUUCAGCAAUUACAACCACAGUCAAAACGCACCAUACAAUGAUCUUUAUGAUGCUGCCAAAGCCUUGCAAUUCAUUCUCGGACCUUUUUACAUCACGAAUGAUGGGGCAGUAUUCUACCCAUACAACUACGGUCUCACAGAAACAGUGGCUAUUCAUGAACAUCGAGACCGAUAUCAGAAUCCACAAAAACUAUUCCACUUCAUCCCGCCUCGCCUGCAGCCACAUCCCAACAGGCGUGUCCUGCUCGCUCGUGGCCCCGCACAAAUCGAUAGAUCGACUCCGAGAACAGGACAGCAGAUAGCUGCAACUGCGUCCUCAACAGCAGCUCCAGCCCCUCAGCGCACAAGUGCAACCCCGCCAAUGGCACGCCUCCAGCUUUCACCACCAGUCCUCCACUCGCACAACACCAGGGCCUCCAUCAAAGCACGAGCAACGGCGGCCAAGCAGCCAAACCGACUUCAACCGCUACCUGCUCCUACUUCUUCACGACGCGAUCGUGAAAGAGCCAGCGACUCGCGCCGUCGUAAACGAGACGAGUCGGAGUCUGAUAAUGACCUGGGUGUGAUCAAAGAUGGCAGGAAUAACGGCAAGAAAGCAGCUGGUAAAGAGAGGAACAGCAAGAAAUGA
This is a messenger RNA of Bacidia gigantensis, 1017 nucleotides long. RefSeq lists its product as uncharacterized. The record is from RefSeq and is a predicted model, not a curated record. The transcript has 2 exons. The coding region runs from base 1 to 1017 and encodes 338 amino acids. Lineage: Eukaryota; Fungi; Ascomycota; Lecanoromycetes; Lecanorales; Ramalinaceae.